Molecule: messenger RNA, 3896 nt
Organism: Gasterosteus aculeatus aculeatus (three-spined stickleback)
Lineage: Eukaryota; Metazoa; Chordata; Actinopteri; Perciformes; Gasterosteidae
Source: RefSeq, a predicted model, not a curated record
UUUUUUUUAAUGAACAGCUGAGAGUGAAAAAGCGCGCGCGCAAUAAGGACGACAGCGCGUGACUGACACGGAUUCCGCGGAAUUACCUCCCCGUUAACUUUCCCAAAGGGAUAAAAAGACAUACACAAAUAAAUACCGUAAAUCUUCUGCGGACUUUCCUGGUCAAUUCCAGCAGUGGAUCUCCGAAUCACCAACAGCAAACAAGACAGACCAACAAACGGACCGGCAUUUCAUGCGGCUCUGGCUGGGGCUGUUCUCCUCGAUGUCCUUGAGAGUUCAGUGAUUUAAAAAAAUGAUUUGACGAAGCAGAACUCAGAAUCAAUAUUAGGCAGAGUGCAAGUCAUGUAUCAAGUUGUUCCGGGUGGAGCGGGAGGCACAAUUACAGAUGUUAUCCCCAAGCAGAAGCACAGCAAGGACACUCGACCAUUGGUUUGGGCUGGAGUAAUUGGCUUGGUUCUGUUAAUUGCAGCAGUGACUGCAUGGUGUUAUUACAUAGCCUCUCUACGCAAAGCUGAACUGCUUAAGACUCAGCUUCUGGAUCUGAAUAAAGAUGGGUACAUUAUCCGCAACCAGGGAGGGUCUAUCGUUUUCAGAAUGGAUUUCAGGUCAGGUACGCUGGAUUUGGAUUCCUGCUCCAAAGAAGGGGAGCUUCUGAGCUGCGGACGCACCACUGAUAGGAACCUGAACUUCUUCAUUGAGACAGUGCGACCCAAAGACACGGUGCAAUGCUACCGUGUGCGUUGGGAGGAACUGGUUCCUGACAUUCCGGUAGAGCAUGCCAUGACGUACACGUUUGCACACUGGUAUGGUGGUGCGGUGUCAGCAAUUCAACACUGGCCUAUUUCUAUUUCUGGCCAACAGCCUCCCAAACCCUUUGUUACUGGUGACAUCUACUCCAACCGAAAUGAAUUUGGAGGGAUUUUGGAGAGUUAUUGGCUUUCAUCUAACGCUACGGCCAUCAAGAUAAAUAAUUCGGUUCCCUUCCACCUCGGCUGGAACGACACGGAGAAGACCAUGUCCUUCCAGGCGCGAUACAAUGACAGUCCCUUCAAAUCAAACCCGGGUGAGGCCCCAUGUGCGGAGCUUAGCUACAGAGUCUGCGUGGGCUUGGAUGUCACAUCCAUACACAAGUACAUGGUCCGCAGAUACUUCAAUAAACCAAACAAGGUGCCUGCCAAAGUCAUGUUUCGCCAUCCUAUAUGGUCGACCUGGGCGCUGCAUAAGACUGACAUUGACCAAGAGAAAGUCUUGACGUAUGCCGCCAACAUCCGCAAAUAUAAGUUUAACUGUAGCCACCUGCAGCUAGACGACCGCUACACCAGCCGCUAUGGGGAAUUUGAGUUUGACCAAACGAAGUUCCCCAAUGCCUCGUCCAUGUUCCAAAGGCUAAAAUCAGAUGGGUUUCUGGUGUCACUCUGGAUUCACCCUUUUGUCAACUAUGACUCCGAAAACUUCCAUUCUUGCGUAGAGAGGGGCCUGUUUGUCCGAGAGCCUACAGGCCGGCUUCCGGCGUUGGUGCGCUGGUGGAACGGUAUUGGUGGCAUUUUGGACUUCACAAAUCCGGAAGCCCGCGAUUGGUUUUCCUCUCAGCUCCGAUCACUGCGCUCCAGGUAUGGAGUGUCCUCUUUUAAAUUUGAUGCAGGCGAGACUAACUACUUGCCCUGGAAGUUUAGCACCAGGACUCCCAUUCGGGACCCAAGCUUCUUUACGAGACGUUACACGGAAAUGGCUAUUCCCUACAAUGACAGGGCUGAGCUGCGCAGUGGCUAUCAGUCGCAGAACAUCUCAUGCUUUUUCAGACCCAUUGACAGAGACUCUGUUUGGGGCUACGAGUUGGGUCUCAAGUCUCUUAUCCCCACCGUGCUCACCAUCAGCAUUCUGGGCUAUCAGUUCAUUUUACCGGACAUGAUCGGAGGGAAUGCAUAUCUGAACCGCACAGAUGGGAAUAGUGUAUUACCCGACCGAGAACUCUAUAUCCGCUGGCUGGAGCUGUCAGCCUUCAUGCCGUCCAUGCAGUUUUCUAUUCCGCCAUGGGCAUAUGACAACGAGGUGGUUGAAAUUGCUCGGAAAUACACAGCCCUCCAUGAGAGUAUUGUGGCGCCACGGGUGCUGGAGCUGGCUGGCGAGGUGCUGGACACCGGAGACCCAAUUAUACGGCCCCUGUGGUGGAUUGCCACGGGGGAUGAGACCGCCUAUAAAAUUGACUCCCAAUUCCUUAUUGGGGAUGACCUCAUGGUAGCCCCAGUUUUAGAGCCUGGGAAGCAAGAACGUGACAUCUACCUCCCUGCCGGCCAUUGGAGGAGCUACAAGGGGGAGAGAUUUGAUAUCAAGGAGCCGCUGCAUCUCACAGACUAUCCUGUUGAUCUGGAUGAAAUUGCUUACUUCGUUUGGGUGUAGCAAGAGGGAAAUGUCCGGCUGAACAGAUGUGAUAAAGCACUGCUGCAAUUUGCGUCUAUGAUAAGCUUCAGAAAUUCAGCUUUUAUGCAUUCUUUUAUUCUUAAAAAAAUACAUGUAAGAAAUAUGAAACCGUUUCACUAAAACAAAUGCUCAUAUCAUUUUUUUUUUGUGUCAAAAGUGACCGUCUCACUUUAAAGCCUGUUCACGUAUAUGAAGCAUUAGUUGAAAAAGGGAAUAUGAAAACUGUGAAUGAAAUAAGGGAUCCUUGUAUGCUAUGAAGAUGGAAGUUACAUUUAAGCCAAACAGAUUGUAUCAUGGGAGGACAACUGCAGGGAUGUGGUUACCGUUGGCCUCAUGAAACCUUCUAUAUUAACUUCCAUUUGACUAAGAUGUCUUACUUUUCUGUGACACUAAUGACUGUUCUUCUCCUUUGCAUCGAGAUACCUUUCAGGAAGUCAGGUUUUAUGCUUCACUUAUUAGGAUGAGUGCUUGAAGUUUAAUCAUUAAACUCUCAUUUGUGGAACACAGUGUCAUGUAACAACUCUUAGUCCAGAAGAAGAUGCCUUUUAUUGGGUGCUAAAUAUUUUAUGCUCCUCCUCAGGUAAUAGCUUUUUCUGGUGUGGUUUGGAGUGUAGUUGUGUGUGUCUUUAUUGUGCUUUGUCGACUCCAAAUCCAGCUAAACAACUUCAGUGUUUAGUGUUCAUAUGAUGAACACAAUAACCUAAGUGAUAAUGGUCUGGUUAGUGUGUACCUACUUGGUAUGCAAUGUGGAAGUCUGUGGAUGGAGUUAAUUUGGCAGCAUUUCAUUGAAAUACAUUUAAUUUAAUUUAAUUCAAAUGAAAUGGUACAAUGUAUUUUCUCACUUUGUUGUGUAGAUGUGAAGAGUUUGUCACUGCGGCGAUACUCCUACGUGCGCUGUGCUAACAUUGACUCAUUGAAUAUUUUACAUUGAUUGUAUCUCAUAUUUAGUUUUUAAUAUUUGUUCAUUUAACCCUUAAUGGGGGCUGGGGGGGGACCCUUUAACACCCUUUACUAAAAAUGUUAUGUUCAAAUAAAACAUUUCUUUAGUAAAUCAUGUGAUGAUUAAGACACAACAAAUAUAUUGUCUAAUAAAACUGGUUUGCAUGUUGACCUUAGCGGGUUUUAUUUGUGCCUUUUGGCAUAGUUUCGUCAUAACUCUGCUCCCUAUUUAUAGCACUUCUCACUCAGCAUCUGGGCCAGGCCAACCUCUCAGGCUAUUUCUGAGACUCGCAGACUGUCUUGCUCUAUGACGAAACACAGAGGCUGUAUAUCCAUCUAUAUAUAUAUAUAUAUAUAUAUAGAAAUGUGCCUUUGCUUUUAGCUCUUUUGACACAGUGUGAGGAGUCCGUCUCUCCAGCCAUUGUAACUGAACAUUGCACUGAUUUCAAUGCGAGUUGAAAUUGAACUGAAUUGAAUUGAGUGCAUCUUUGAUGUUCUUUAGUGCGAAUGCAUUAAAAUACAUCAGGUUUAAAUCGUUA